AUGAUGACAGUAUCGAUAGACGAUAGCGAGAAUAACUUCGCUGAAAAAAACAGAACUACAAAUAUUAAAAAAAUUACGAGUAUAGCAAAAUCAUGGGGAAUUAAUGGAAAAAUGACAAUACAUGAACUUGGUUUGCUUCUCGUCGAAAAGUCCUCAACAUAUCCCGUGCGUAAGAAUCUUUUGGAAGCAUUUCAUUUAUUGUAUCUACUGAAAGCAUCCGAUGAAACAUAUCCAUUAGUUAUUAUCGAAAAAAUCAUCACUUGUUUGACUUUAUCACUCACACACGAAUAUAAACUUGAAGCAUUGAAAAUACUACUAUUGAUAGCUCAGGAGGAGAAAGGAUUGCGCAAUAUAUUAAGGUUGCAAGGUUGUGAUGCUACGCUCAAUCUGUUGUUUAAAGCUGAAGAAGUCUUGAAACCUUACUGUUUAAAUCUAUUGAUCAGAAUUUCAGAAUCUUUGAGGGGAAGGAUUGCUAUUCUUGAAUAUGCGGACUCGUCUCAGCAACUCCUUCUACAACUACAAAAGUCGAAAAAAUUUAGUAAUCUAAUACUUCAGCUCAUAACUAAUUUGUUGGGAGUACCUACAGCUAGAAAAAUGUUCAGUGUUCCAAAAUUUAUCAGUUAUUUAUCCAGUAAAUCAGAUGAUUCAGAAUUAAAUCUACGCAAACAAUUAUUAUUAUGGUUAGUUAAUUUACCAAGUCAAAAUCUAGUUGAUCAUUUGGCUUCACAAUAUGGUUUACAUGAUCAAAAUUGGAAUAUUUCAACCGAAAACAAGUAA
Messenger RNA from Schistosoma intercalatum, 777 nucleotides. The record is from the annotation of a GenBank genome assembly. NCBI's taxonomy places the organism in Eukaryota, Metazoa, Platyhelminthes, Trematoda, Strigeidida, Schistosomatidae.